CACUGUUAAGUACCCCUGUAACGGUCUAUCUUCCGCCUACCAGCCAAGCAAAAGCGUGUAAAUCGCGCUUAGGAUUUCCUUACUCCAAAUUCGCCUCUGGUUGUCACCGCGGGCUGACUUGACUCUGCACUAAGAGUCUUUUUCUCCUCAGAUUAUCCAAACAAACUUUCCAAAUGAGUGACGGGGAGUGUGACUUCUUUUGCUUCUUCCGCUGCUGCUGAGCGCGCUGUGUAUGCGCUUCAGGCAGACAGGAAGGCACGGUGUCUCGUAGAGUGAAGUGGCACGAGAAAGUGGAAAGAGGGCGGCGAGAAACGAGGAGGUGGCGCAUCAGUCAAGCCAUUUCAGCUCAUUGGACGAGUAGGAUCCGACAGGUAGGCGGGUAGUCUACCUGUCCGGGUUAUCAAAUCAGUCGACUGGAUGUCUGUGGACAUGAAUAGCCAGGCGUCGGAUAGCAACGAGGAAGACUUCGGGGUGAACUCAGAAGAGGAGGAUGAGGAUGAUGGAGGAGAAGAGGAGGAUCCGGGUGAUAUUGCAGGAUACUACGACGGAGUGGCCAGUGACGUGGAGCAACAAGGCGCCGACUCCUUCGAUCCAGAGGAGUACCAGUUCACCUGUCUGACCUACAAAGAGAGCCAGCGGGUGCUGAUGGAGGAGGUUAACACUGUGGCUGCCGCACUGAAGGUUGUACCGUCAGUAGCAAAACUGAUCCUAGCGCAUUUCCACUGGCAGGUUUCACAGAUAUUGGACAGAUAUAAGUCCAACUCGUCUCUGCUCUUGUCAGACGCUCUGGUCCAGCCCAGCAGCACGUGCAAAUCAGUCACUGCCCCUCAGUCCCUCCAGUGUGGUGUGUGUCUACAGGUCGUACGGAGAGACUCUCUGCUGGCACUGCCCUGCCAGCACUCCUUCUGUAAAGCAUGCUGGGAGCAGCACUGCACCGUACUGGUCAAAGAUGGCACGGGAGUGGGUAUCUCGUGUAUGGCUCAGGACUGUUCCCUGCAGAUGCCAGAAGACUUUGUCCUGCCACUGCUGCCAGGAGAGGAGCUCAAGGACAAAUACAGACGCUACCUCUUCAGAGACUAUGUCGAGAGUCACUUCCAAUUGCAGCUGUGUCCAGGUGCAGACUGUCCCAUGGUCAUCAAAGUGCAGGAGCCACGGGCACGUAGAGUGCAGUGUAGCCGCUGCAGUGAAGUCUUCUGUUUCAAAUGCCGUCAGAUGUAUCAUGCACCCACAGACUGUGCAACAAUUAGGAAAUGGCUGACCAAAUGUGCAGACGACUCAGAGACUGCAAACUACAUCAGCGCCCACACUAAAGAUUGUCCUAAGUGCAAUAUCUGCAUUGAGAAGAAUGGAGGGUGCAAUCACAUGCAAUGCUCCAAGUGCAAACACGACUUCUGCUGGAUGUGUCUUGGAGACUGGAAGACUCAUGGCAGUGAAUACUACGAGUGCAGUCGCUAUAAAGAAAAUCCUGAUAUAGUCAACCAGAGCCAGCAGGCUCAGGCCAGAGAGGCCCUCAAGAAAUAUCUCUUCUACUUUGAGAGGUGGGAGAAUCACAACAAAUCUCUCCAAUUGGAAGCUCAGACAUACCAGAGGAUUCAGGAGAAGAUCCAGGAGAGAGUAAUGAACAAUCUGGGAACCUGGAUCGACUGGCAGUACCUGCAUAACGCUGCAAAGCUACUGGCAAAGUGUCGCUACACACUGCAGUAUACCUACCCUUACGCCUAUUACAUGGAGUCGGGCCCGCGCAAGAAACUGUUUGAGUACCAGCAGGCCCAGCUGGAAGCAGAGAUAGAAAACUUGUCGUGGAAGGUCGAGCGAGCCGACAGCUACGAGAGAGGAGGCGAGGGGGAGCUCAGCGCCAGUGACAGAGGGGAUCUGGAAAAUCAGAUGCACAUUGCUGAGCAGAGGCGACGCACGCUGCUGAAGGAUUUCCACGACACCUGAAGCUCCAUCGCGACUGCAAAGCACCAGCAUCUCCCUCUUUACUUUCUUCCUUCCCUGCCUCCUAACCUUUACUUCCUUCCAUGACCACGCCUCGGUGCAGUCAUACUUUACCCCCUCCUUUUGCUUCACUGCACUCACUUGUUUGCUUCCAUCUUUCCCUCCCCCUCACUCCCAUAAGGCUGCAGGGCCACAGAGUGGCACGAUUGUAUCAGCCAUACCUCUUCAUCAUCCCCGCCGCGUUUACAGGUUUUUGCCUCAAAGCAUCAAUUUUACCGAGGUUACACUGGUUUCAGCAUUUCAGAUCUGAUCGUGUAGGUCAAAGCUCAGAGGUCUUCUGUCAGCUGCUUUGCUUUUUAUUUGUCAGUAAACAUCGAGACACUGGCACCAGCACCUGAAAGCAGAGUGAAGCCUUAUGAAAAGAGAGCAGAGCUGCUUUUUGCAAAAAAUUGCUGGUGACCUUUUGUGGCAUAAUCUCUAGUCAAACUGCCAUGAAUGGAGAAGAAUGAGGAAAAGCUGGGAAGAGUAUUUUGUUUCUUUUAUUUAUUUUUUUCUUUGAGCAGAAGGUGCAGAUUGGUGGUGUUACAGCGACCAUAAUGGCUAGAUUCCACUUGAUGGUAGUUGCACAUGCAAAGGUGAAAUUUAGUUUCCUCUCCAGAUAUUUUUUGGGGGAAGAAAACACUGAGUGUAGAAGUUCUGUUGUUGGGGUUUGUAGUGCAUCAUCUUCUCACUGUUGGAGAGUGAUAUCUUCAAUGAUGGGUGCCACAACCCUCUCAUAUGAUGCAAGAACCUGCAUCAUGCUGGAGGGAAGGUUUCAUUUCUUUAACACUUGUUUGAACAUUCACUUCUUUAGAUUCAGUCCCUAGUGUUUUAUAGUAAACACACCUUCCCUCCACUGUUUUGUCUUUUGCUCCAGCAACCGCUGCCAGCAAAGAGUCGUUAUGGCUGAAGUAAAACUACCGAAUCAGUCCCGUUCUGGUCUCCACAUUCUGAUGCUGUCACUCAGUUGUGCUCAGCUAAUCUAGAUCCAAGCCGGCGUGAUCCCUUUCUAUUGCAAAUCUAGCAUUAGCACCUCCGCUGAUCAGAUCAUGAAGUUGUUAUGAAGCUGUGAGUGUAAUCUCUGCCAUUUACACACACUACAGCACCUCCCACUGACAUGGCAUGCACACGCCCACACACUCACGCUCAAACACUCCGCUGCAGAAAACAAACUGUUAAUUUUUCUCCUCGUCCCAUCUCAUGCGCUCCUCUUUCUUUUCCAUCAUCCCCCUAUACUUUAUUUUGCCCUCGUUUUCUCUUUUUCCUUUCCCUGCUGACAUUGUUCACUUUUCUUCUGGAAAAUGGCUCUUCAUAGAUAGAUUGUUUUAAAAAAAAUUUGAAAAAAAAGAAAAUACCAAAAAAAAAGCUGUAAUUUUCAACGGUUGUACAUUAAUACAGAAAUAGAGUUACUGAGAGAGUUUUUAAACCGGA
Neolamprologus brichardi is the source of this 3408-nucleotide messenger RNA. RefSeq names its product ariadne homolog 2 (Drosophila) (gene arih2). Gene Ontology annotation, biological process: protein ubiquitination. Gene Ontology annotation, molecular function: ubiquitin-protein transferase activity; zinc ion binding. The record is from RefSeq and is a predicted model, not a curated record. Lineage: Eukaryota; Metazoa; Chordata; Actinopteri; Cichliformes; Cichlidae.